GGUGAGGUUAACUCGUGAGUGCGUCGUGAAACUAACAGUUUGGUUGUAUUGUAACUAUUUUUUUUUAUUUUCGAACGUUAAUUCCGAACUUUUUAUGUGUUCCUUAUUCGACCAUUUGGGAUAUUAACUACACAGGGGGAUGCUAAUACGUACAAAGGCGACCAUAUUGGUCGCCAUAGUAUUUUUAUUUGGAGAAUCAUUAUCACAGAAUUCAACGAGCAGUUUAUUUAGUUGUCCACCUGGUUGGGAAUUGAGGAACCUCAACUGUUAUAAAUUUUUUAAUAUAAGACACUCGUGGGAAAAAGCAGCCGAACUUUGUAGAAGAUAUGGCAGUGAAUUAUUGGCAAUAGAAUCUUAUAGUGAAAACAAUUUGACGUCAACGAUAGCGACGUCUUCGGUGCCAUUAGAAAGGCGAGGUGCUAUACAUUAUUGGUUAGGUUUAGCUUCAUUAGACGAUCUAAGAACAAAUACGCUCGAAUCUGCAGCCGGAACGUUAGUUUCACAAUACUCAGGAUUCUGGUCAUCUAGUCAACCAAAUCCGGAAUCCGGGGAAUGCGUAGACGUUACAUUGACGGACGAAUCGCAGUCAUGGGAAUUAACAACUUGCGAAAGUCUUCUACCUUUUAUGUGCAGGACACGCGCGUGUCCUACGUCGUCUUUCCACUGUUCGAACGGACUGUGCAUUAACGAAAAAUUCCGAUGCGAUAAACAAGACGAUUGCGGAGACGGUUCCGAUGAAAUAGACUGCGCCACAAAUUGCAAUUUUUAUCUGGCCAGUAGUGGAGAUGUCGUCGAAAGUCCUUACUACCCUCACAAGUACGCCCCUCUGACGAAUUGUAAAUGGACCCUCGAAGGACCUCAAGGGCACAAUAUUCUUUUGCAAUUCCAAGAAUUCGAAACUGAAAAAACUUUCGAUACCGUACAGAUUUUAGCGGGAGGUCGAACCGAGGAUACAUCGGUGAAUCUGGCUACUCUUUCGGGGAAACAAGAUUUAACCAACAGAUCAUUCGUUUCCGGUUCCAAUUUUAUGAUUAUUAAAUUCAGUACUGACGCUUCGGUGGAGAGGAAAGGGUUUAGAGCUUCUUGGAAAACCGAACCUCAAUCUUGUGGUGGUACUUUACGCGCGACGCCACAAGGACAAGUACUCACAUCUCCAGGGUAUCCGGAACAAUAUCCCGGUGGAUUGGAAUGUUUAUAUCUCAUUCAAUCGCAGGGAGGGAAAAUUAUAACUUUGGAAGUGGAUGAUUUAGAUCUGGAUGAAAAUCGGGAUUUUAUUUUGGUUAGAGACGGAGAUUCGCCAAAGAGUAAACCGAUAGCUAGAUUGACGGGAAAAUGGGAGAACAAUCAACACGUCAUCAUGUCUACCAACAAUCAACUGUAUAUUUAUUUCAGGACGCGACUUGGUGAUUCGAAAAGAGGAUUCAGAAUUAGAUAUACUCAAGGUUGUAAAGCAACGAUUGUAGCUCGAAAUGGAACCAUCAAAUCUCCCGCUUUCGGUCUCUCCAACUACCCCAGUAACCAAGAAUGUCUCUACAAAAUCAGGAACCCAGGGAAUCAACCUCUAUCUUUAAAUUUCCCAAGUUUCGAUGUCGACAAAUCCGAUUACGUUCAAGUAUACGAUGGAUCUACAACUAGUGGAUUGCGACUCCAUUCGGGAAACGGAUUUACCUCGGCAUCUAAACCGAAAAUAACAUUAACAGCUUCCAGUGGCGAAAUGUUGGUUAGAUUCGUAACGGACGCUCUGCAUAGCAGCCAAGGUUGGGAAGCUGUAUUUUCAGCAGAUUGUCCUCCUCUACAACCGGGUAUUGGAGCGUUAGCCUCUAGUAGAGACACAGCUUUCGGUACAGUAAUCACUUUCAGUUGUCCGACGGGACAAGAAUUCGCGACUGGUCGUAAUCGCAUUACGACUCAAUGUCUUCCGGGUGGUAAUUGGUCGAUCAGUUACAUUCCUAAAUGCCAAGAAGUGUACUGCGGACCCGUCCCUCAAAUCGAUAACGGCUUCUCCAUCGGUUCGACGAAUGUCACUUAUAGAGGUCAAGCCAUGUAUCAAUGUUACGCUGGAUUCGCUUUUCCCACGGGACAAGCCAUAGAAAGAAUAUCCUGUCUAUCGGAUGGGCGUUGGGAGAAGAAUCCCAAUUGUUUAGCUUCGCAAUGCGCAGCUUUACCGGAAGUACCUCACGCUAAUGUCACCAUAUUGAACGGCUUGGGUCGCUCAUACGGUACCAUAGUAAGGUACGAAUGCGAACCCGGAUACAUACGAAGUGGUCCACCGGUUAUUUUGUGUAUGAGUAACGGUACUUGGUCCGGAGACGUACCCAUAUGUUCCAGAGCUAAAUGUCCCAAAUUUCCCGAAAUUCCCAACGGUUUCAUCACUGACACUUCCAGAAAUUAUUAUUACAACGACGAAGCGCGCGUACAAUGUUUCAAAGGCUACAAAUUAAUCGGCAACAGCGUGCUGAGAUGCGGCGACAAUCAAAUGUUCAACAAUCCUCCGAGAUGCGAAGACAUCAACGAAUGUAUAAGUAGCCAGUGCGACGUGGCGUCUACAGAAUGUGUCAACGUACCGGGAUCUUUCCAUUGCAAAUGCAGGAAGGGUUUCGAAACGACUCAAGAAUGUAGACCGGUAGGAGAUUUGGGGUUGGUGAAUAAUGGUAUUCCGGAUGAAUCGAUUACCGUUUCUAGCAGCGAACCCGGAUACGAUAAAUCAAUGGUGCGUUUGAACGGAGCUGGUUGGUGCGGUAACACAAUAGAAGGUGGUUCCAAUUGGGUGUUGAUCGAUUUGAAAGCGCCGACGGUGAUUAGAGGUUUCCGGACGAUGGCCGUACAAAGAUUAGACGGAAGUACCGCUUUCACAUCGGCGGUUAGGAUACAAUAUACGGACGAUCUAACCGAUGUGUUCAAGGAUUACAGAAACCCGGAUGGUUUAGCCGUUGAAUUCACCAUCGAAAAACCGACGUUAUCUAUAUUAAAUUUACCGGUACCGAUCGAAGCGCAAUAUAUCAAAUUCAAAAUUCAAGAUUAUUCGUUAGCGCCGUGUUUAAGGAUCGAAGUUAUGGGUUGUACGAGAUUGGAAUGUUCGGAUAUAAACGAAUGCGCCGUAAAUAACGGCGGUUGUCAACAGAAAUGCGUCAAUAGCGCCGGCGAUUAUUCUUGUGGAUGUAACGUCGGAUACGAACUGUAUACCCAAAACGGAACGGCGUCGUUUUUCAUCGAAAAAUCCGAAAACGGACGACGGGACGGCGACAUUUAUCAAAUUAACAAAUCCUGCGUACCCGUCAUGUGUCCGCCUCUAAUUUCGCCGGAAAACGGCGUUAUACUAACGACGAAAGACAAAUACCAUUUCGGGGAUUUGGUGAAAUUCCAAUGCGAUUUCGGUUACGUCAUGACCGGAUCCACUUCGUUGUUAUGCACUUCGUCGGGUGUUUGGAACGGAACUGUACCAGAAUGUAAAUACGCUCAAUGUGUAUCUUUACUUGACAAUAAAAAUGAGGGUUUGAAAAUUUUACGUAACGACGAAGACAGCGUCUUGGUACCGUUUAGAGACAACGUCACCAUCAAUUGCAACUCGAACGGUAGACAACUACGAGGUUCGUCUACAUCCGGUUUCAGACAAUGCGUUUACGACCCAAAACCAGGUUUUCCAGAUUAUUGGUUGAGCGGAGAUCUACCUUCCUGUCCGAGAGUCGAUUGCGGUCCACCGCCAUCGAGCCCCGGAGCGGAAUACGGACAAUACGUCGAUACCAAAUACCAAUCGUCAUUUUUCUUCGGUUGUCAAAACACUUUCAAACUAGCAGGUCAAAGUAGUAAACACGAUAACGUCGUUAGAUGCCAAGCGAACGGCGUUUGGGAUUUCGGCGAUCUUCGAUGCGAAGGUCCGGUGUGUCAAGAUCCAGGUAGACCGAGCGACGGUUACCAAAUAGCCAGAAGCUACGAACAAGGAUCGGAAAUAUUCUUCGGUUGCAAUAAACCCGGAUACAUUUUGAUAAAUCCACGACCGAUCACGUGCGUAAGGGAUCCGGAAUGUAAAGUGGUACGACCUUUGGGUAUAGCCUCCGGUAGAAUCCCCGAUUCCGCCAUUAACGCCACCAGCGAACGCCCCAAUUACGAAGCGAGAAACGUCAGAUUAAAUUCCGUUACGGGAUGGUGCGGUAAACAAGAAGCUUUCACGUACGUCAGCGUCGAUUUGGGAAAAGUAUACAGAGUGAAAGCGAUUUUAGUUAAAGGAGUCGUAACUAACGAUAUAGUCGGUAGACCGACGGAAAUCAGGUUCUUCUAUAAACAAGCCGAUAACGAAAAUUACGUCGUGUAUUUUCCCAAUUUUAAUUUGACCAUGAGAGAUCCGGGAAAUUACGGCGAAUUAGCGAUGAUAUCUUUACCCAAAUACGUCCAAGCGAGAUUUGUCAUUUUGGGAAUUGUUAGUUAUAUGGAGAACGCUUGUUUGAAGUUCGAAUUGAUGGGUUGCGAUGAACCGGAAAAGGAACCUUUGUUAGGAUACGAUUACGGAUAUUCUCCUUGCGUUGAUAACGAAACUCCGGUGUUCCAAAAUUGUCCACAACAACCGAUAGUUAUUCAAAAAGACGCUAACGGAGGUUUACUUCCAAUAAAUUUUACGGAACCGACUGCCGUCGAUAAUUCCGGUAGUAUAGCUAGAUUAGAAGUAAAGCCGGCAACGUUCAAAACACCAAUGUAUGUAUUCGAUGAUAUGGUGGCGAAAUACGUCGCCUACGAUUAUGAUGGUAACGUAGCCAUCUGCGAAAUCAACAUCACUGUACCAGAUAACACCCCACCUCAAUUGAGUUGUCCUCAAAGUUACGUAGUAGAAUUGGUGGAUAAACAAGAUAGCUACGCGAUUAAUUUCAACGAAACCCGUAGAAGACUGAACGCAACAGACGCCUCCGGAGAAGUUCACAUAACGUUCGUACCCGAUAAAGCAACAAUACCUAUCGGAGAUUUCCAGAACGUCACCGUAAUAGCCGCCGAUAAAUAUGGCAACAAAGCCUCGUGUCAUUUCCAAGUUUCCGUACAAGCCACGCCUUGCGUCGAUUGGGAGUUGAAACCGCCAGUAAACGGGGCUUUAAAUUGUUUACCUGGCGAUAAAGGGCUACAAUGUAUCGGUACUUGCAAUCCGGGCUUUAGAUUCACCGACGGUGAUCCCGUUAAAACUUUCUCUUGUGAAAAUAACAGCCCAUGGAAACCGAGUUCCGUUAUACCGGAUUGCGUAUCAGAGAAUACGCAACAAGCAGAUUAUCAUUUCACGGCGUCACUGAACUACAGAGCUAACGGCGCUGUUGCCACGUCUUGUUUGAAUCAAUACACUGAUCUCGUUUCGCAAUAUUAUAAAAAUCUAAACGCGAUUUUAUCGGAAAAAUGUUCGGCGGUAAACGUGAAAAUGAACGUAACUUUCAUUAAAGCUAAAGCUAUUUUAAUAGAAGAAAAUCUAGUUAAAAUCGAUUAUAUCUUAGAUAUAAUUCCGUUGUAUAAACAACCGCAAAUUUACGAUCUAUGCGGUAGUACUUUAAAUCUGAUGUUCGAUUUAUCGGUACCUUACGCUAACGCCGUUGUGGAACCGCUACUAAACGUUGCAGCAAUAGGAAAUCAAUGCCCCCCUUUGAAAGCACUAAAAUCCACCAACGAAAGAGGUUUCACUUGCAACGUUGGAGAAGUACUAAAUAUGGACACCAAUGACGUACCGAGAUGUCUUCAUUGCCCCGCCGGUACUUUCGCCGGAGAAAGACAAAAAGAAUGUACCAAUUGUCCCAAAGGGUACUAUCAAAAUCGAGAUAGGCAAGGUGCGUGUAGUAGGUGUCCUCAAGGUACUUACACGCGCGAAGAAGGUUCCAAAAGCGUUCGCGAUUGUAUACCGGUUUGUGGUUACGGUACUUACUCGCCUACGGGUUUGGUACCGUGUCUGGAAUGUCCAAGGAAUAGUUUUACCAGCGAACCACCAACGGGCGGUUUCAAAGAUUGUCAAGCUUGUCCGGCGAAUACUUUUACUUAUCAACCGGCUGCCACUGGGAAAGAAAAAUGUCGACCGAAAUGUAGUCCCGGGUUUUAUUCGCCCACGGGACUCGCUCCUUGUACGAUGUGUCCAAAGAAUUUCUAUCAAGCCGUUGCAGGACAGACGAUAUGUAGUGAAUGUCCCAGUAACAUGAAAACCGAAGGUCCCGGCGCAACGGGUCGAGACGAAUGCCGUCCUGUCCAAUGUAAAGAAAACGCCUGUCAACACGGCGGACUUUGUAUCCCGAUGGGACACAAUGUGCACUGUUUCUGUCCGGCCGGUUUCACCGGAAGACGAUGCGAAAUCGACAUCGACGAAUGUACAUCUCAGCCGUGCUACAACGGAGGUUCCUGCAUCGACUUACCUCAAGGUUAUAAAUGCCAAUGCCCUCCCGGAUAUUCCGGUAUCAAUUGCCAAGAAGAAAGAUCGGAUUGUUCCAACGAUACCUGUCCGGCUAGAGCCAUGUGCAAAGACGAACCUGGUUACAAGAACUACACGUGUCUUUGUCGAUCCGGUUACACGGGAAUCGACUGCGAUGUCACGAUCGAUCCUUGUACGGCGAACGGAAACCCUUGCAACAACGGAGCCACGUGUUUGGCCCUACAACAAGGUAGAUUCAUGUGCGGAUGUCUGCCCGGCUGGGAAGGGCAAUUGUGCGAAAUAAACAUCGACGAUUGCGCCGAAAAACCUUGUCUGCUAGGAUCGAAUUGUACCGAUUUGGUGAACGAUUUCAGUUGCACGUGCCCGGCCGGUUUUACGGGAAAGAGAUGUCAAGAGAAAAUAAAUAUGUGCGGUCGUAAUCCUUGUAAAAACGGCGUUUGCGUCGAUAGAUUAUUCGAUUACGAGUGUAUUUGUAAUCCUGGAUGGACGGGAGAUCUGUGCGAUUCGAAUAUCAACGAUUGUCAGCCGAAUCCUUGCGAAAACGGGGGACAUUGUAUCGAUGGAAUAGACGAUUUCAAAUGUACGUGUGAACCCGGCUUUACCGGUAAAAAAUGUCAACAUACCUUAGAUUUUUGUUCAUCCAAGCCUUGUCAAAACGGAGCCACUUGCACCGAUUUAGUAGACGGUUUCUCUUGUAAAUGUCGUCCAGGAUUCGUAGGACUACAGUGCGAAGCCGAAAUCGACGAAUGUCUAAGCGAUCCUUGUAAUUCCGUCGGAACUGAAAGAUGCGUCGAUUUGGAUAAUAAAUUUGUGUGCAUGUGCCGUGAAGGAUUCUCUGGUACUUUUUGUGAAAUCAACAUGGACGACUGUCAAUCGGAUCCGUGUCUUAACGGAGGUUCAUGCAGAGACGACGUCGGUUCUUAUAAAUGCGUUUGUAAGCCCGGAUGGACUGGUACCAAUUGCGAAACGGACAUCGGCAGCUGUCAAACUAAACCUUGUCAAAACGAUGCCAACUGCAUCGAUCUGUUUCAAGAUUAUUUCUGCGUUUGUCCUUCCGGUACCGACGGUAAACAAUGCGAAACUGCGCCGGAAAGAUGCAUUGGCAACCCUUGUAUGCACGGCGGUAAAUGUCAAGAUUUCGGUUCCGGUUUGAAUUGCUCUUGCAGCGACAAUUUCAGCGGCAUCGGCUGUCAAUACGAAUACGACGCCUGUCAAGCGAAAGCUUGUAAAAACGGAGCGACCUGCACCAACGAAUUUCCCGGUUUCAGAUGUAUCUGUCCACCGGGAUACACCGGGAAAUUUUGCGAAGAAGAUAUCGUCGAUUGCAAGGAAAAUUCAUGUCCUCCGAGCGCCACUUGUAUAGAUCUCACCGGAAAAUUUUACUGCCAAUGUCCGUUUAAUCUUACGGGAGAGGACUGUAGAAAAACAAUAUCAGUCGAUUACGACCUCUACUUCAGCGACGCCACUCGUAGUUCCGCUUCCCAAAUCAUACCGUUCUACACAGGCGCUAAAUCGAGUCUAACCAUCGCCAUGUGGGUCCAAUUCACCCAAAAAGAUGAAAACGGAAUAUUUUUCACGUUGUACAGCGUUUCAGAUAAACACGUAGCGGUAAACAGAAGACCGAUCAUCCAAGCCCAUUCGAACGGAGUCCAAAUAUCAAUUUUCCCCGAUUUGCAGGACGUUUAUUUGAGUUAUCGCGAUUACACGACGAUCAACGACGCCCAAUGGCAUCACAUAGCGAUAGUAUGGGACGGCGAGAACGGCGGCGAGCUCAAAUUGAUCACCGAAGGUCUGAUCGCCAGUAAAGUUAAAGGUUACGGCAGCGGCAGGAAAUUACCCGAGCAUGCUUGGGUUACUUUGGGCAAACCCCAAACCGGGAAUCCGAAGGCUUACACCGAAUCCGGUUUCCAGGGGCACCUCACCAAGGUCCAGAUAUGGGGAAGGGCGCUCGAUGUUACCAACGAAGUACAAAAACAAGUGAGAGAUUGUAGAACCGAACCGGUCAUAUACAGAGGAUUGAUUCUAACUUGGGCGGGAUACGAGGAUACGGUUGGAGGAGUGGAAAGGGUAGUACCGUCUCAUUGCGGACAACGGAAUUGUCCGCCGGGAUAUAAGGGAUCGAAAUGUCAGGAGUUGGAAGUCGAUAAAAUACCACCGAAGGUGGAAUAUUGUCCUGGAGAUCUUUGGAUAAUCACGAAAAAUGGAUCGGCCAUCGUUGUAUGGGACGAACCCCAUUUUUCAGAUAACGCAGAAGUAACGAAUAUCCAAGAAAAUAACGGACACCGACCCGGACAAACUCUCUUGUGGGGAGUAUAUCAAAUUGCCUACGUGGCAUCAGACGCUGCAGGAAAUACGGCCGUUUGUUCAUUCAGAGUAUCGGUUUUAUCUGAUUUUUGUCCCGAACUUCCGGAUCCAGUUGGCGGUAUGCAACUGUGCAAAGAUUGGGGCGCCGGGGGUCAAUUCAAAACGUGCGAAAUCGGUUGUCAGCCAGGUUUGAGAUUCUCGCAACAAAUCCCACAAUUCUACAGCUGCGGUUUGGAAGGUUUCUGGAGACCGACCAAAGACCCGUUACUCCCGCUCGUCUAUCCCGCUUGUUCCGCCGCCAAGCCCGCUCAAAGGGUAUUCCGCAUCGAAAUGUUAUUCCCCAGCUCGGUAUUGUGCAACGAAGCCGGACAAGGGGUGUUGAAACAAAAAGUACGGAACGCGGUGAAUUCCUUGAAUAGGGAUUGGAAUUUCUGUUCGUUUUCCGUUGAUGGUACCAGGGAAUGCAAGGAACUGAAUAUCGACGUGAAAUGCGAUCACAGGACAAACAGGCAGACCAGGCAAGUUAACGAAGAAGAAGACGGAGGGACUUACGUUGUGAAAACUGACGUACCAGUGGAAAAAACCUCCCGACAAGGAAGACAAUCAUCCAGCGACACGUACAACUUAGAAAUUUCAUUCCCGGCAAUAAAUGAUCCUGUUGUUAACGUUAACACGAACGAAAGAAGGAACGUGAAGGAACUGCUGGAGAAAUUGAUAUUAGAAGAGGAUCAGUUCGAUGUAGGGGAUAUACUGCCCAACACCGUUCCAGAUCCAUCUUCCCUUAUAUUAGAGUCCGAUUACGCCUGUCCAGUCGGUCAAGUCGUCAUGGAUCCAGAUUGCGUCCCAUGCGCUAUCGGUACUUACUACGAUAAAGACACUAAGACAUGUACACCGUGCGCCAAAGGGUACUACCAAAGCGAAACCGGACAAACCCAAUGCAUCCAAUGCCCUCCUAUCGCCGGUAGACCGGGCGUAACUAUCGGCGUUGGCGCUCGAAGCGCCGCAGAUUGUAAAGAACGUUGUCCCGCCGGUAAAUUCUACGAUCACGAAGCCGGCUUGUGCCGCAGUUGCGGCCACGGCUUCUAUCAACCCAACGAAGGUUCCUUCGCCUGCGAUAUAUGCGGCUUAGGUAAAACGACUAGAACCAACGAAGCGGUGUCGGUAAAAGAAUGCAGAGACGAAUGCGGCGACGGAUUACAAUUGGGAGUUGACGGAAAAUGCGAACCGUGUCCGCGCGGUACCUACAGAACCAGAGGAAUACAAUCCGCUUGUCAGGCUUGUCCUAUAGGUCACACGACACCCAAAACCGGAGCCGUAACAAUAGAAGAAUGUUCGUUGCCGGUUUGUUCGCCCGGUUCCUACUUGAACGGUACUUUGAACAGCUGCGAACCGUGCAAAAAAGGUUUUUACCAAUCCGAGUACCAACAAACUACGUGUAUACCUUGUCCGCCGAAUACUAGCACCAAGGAACCAGCAGCGUCUAGCAAAUCGGCGUGUACUAAUCCUUGCGAGACAAACGGCGAAGAAAUGAAUUGCGAUCCGAACGCCUAUUGUCUCCUCAUACCCGAAACCAGCGAAUUCAAAUGCGAAUGUAAACCAGGUUUCAACGGAACCGGCGAAUACUGCUUCGAUUUGUGCGACGGUUUCUGCGAAAACGAAGGCACUUGCGUCAAAGACAUCACCGGUCAACCGUCUUGCAGAUGUAUAGGAAGUUUCACGGGAAAACACUGUAGAGAAAAAUCCGAAUUCGCUUAUAUAGUAGGCGGAAUAGCCGCUUCCGUCAUCCUGAUCAUCUUCGUCGUAUUAUUGAUUUGGAUGAUCUGCGCAAGAGCGAGCAGAAGGAAAGAACCGAAGAAACUGCUCACCCCCGCUACGGAUCAAAACGGAUCUCAAGUCAAUUUCUAUUACGGCGCCCCGACGCCUUACGCCGAAAGCAUAGCUCCCAGCCACCAUUCGACUUACGCCCAUUAUUACGACGACGAAGAGGACGGAUGGGAGAUGCCGAAUUUUUAUAACGAAACUUAUAUGAAGGAAAGUUUACAUAACGGGGUCAAUGGAAAGAUGAAUAGUUUAGCGAGAUCGAACGCCAGUAUAUACGGUACCAAGGACGAUCUAUACGAUAGACUGAAACGGCACGCCUAUAACGGUAAAAAAGAUAAAAGUGACAGUGAGAGUGAAGGUCAAUAAACAAAAAAUCUGGUCAUGUAUCUUUACAAUGCUCAAGUAGCAAAUAAAAAAAAAUAUCUAGUGAAUAUGUAAAAUUACGUAUAACGAAUGUGUGAAGUAUGUAAGUACCAUUUAUAAAUGUUAAUUUAUAUAUUUUAAAGUAGAUACACCCUGUAAUAUACACGAAACUUUUUUUACUUGUUGAUUUAGGUUGUAAUGUAUAUUUAUAUAUAUAUAUAUAUAUAUAAAAAAAAUAAAUUGUAAUUCUGUAAUUCGAGAUAUUUGUGGGCAUAAGAAUGAUAUUUUCCGGGAAGUUACUUUUCAGUCACGGAAAAAUAAUUAAAUCAAGUGCGAAAUUUCAGUUAUUAAGCACUUUAUCAUCGAUUUAAUACUUUAUUUUAUAUUUUAUUUAUUGUAUGAAAAGUUUUUUUAACGGUUUGACACGUCCACUGACAAAAUUGUUUUUUAAAAAAUUUUAUAUCUAAGAUGACUUUUAUGAUUAUCGAAAUCCCAGUGAAACUGCUAUUUAUUAUUCAAAAUUAACUUCCAGGAGGAAUAUUUUUUUAAAUUAUGGAAUUACGAUGGUACGUUGUUGAAAUUUGUAAAUGGAAUAAACAAAAAUAACUUUGGUCGAAUUCUGAUUAAUUUUUAUUUUAAAUACGUUAAAAUUGAAUACUGGUAAUUAUUUUUUUCAAAAACGAAAUAUAAAAAAAUUAUAGUUGAUGACGUAUACGCCAUCUACUGUAAAAAAUUUACUUUAUCAAAAGUAUUUACCAAUAGUUAUAUUAUAAUCUGAAAAACAAAUACACUUUUUAAUGAACUUGCACAGUUUUAAAUAUACAAAGUUUGCAAACGAGAAAUUGGUGUCUGGUUUUUAUGAAUUUUAAAAAAUAUUCAAAAUUUACACAAUAAGUAAGGGUGAAAAUUUCUUAUUGUGAUACUUUCUCUACUUCAACGCUACCUUUUAUCAUAAUUUUUAAAUAAAUUCACGAAAAAAAAAUAAUUUAUAUUUAAUAGGAAAAAGUAAGACCAAUUUUUUUUUCAAAUUGAUAUCAAAUACUUGAUAAAUUAUUUACAAAAAUUGUAUUAGAACAUCAAGUUAUAUAAAUUCGAAUUAUU
This is a messenger RNA of Diorhabda sublineata, 11968 nucleotides long. RefSeq names its product sushi, von Willebrand factor type A, EGF and pentraxin domain-containing protein 1 (gene uif). NCBI's taxonomy places the organism in Eukaryota, Metazoa, Arthropoda, Insecta, Coleoptera, Chrysomelidae. Gene Ontology annotation, biological process: Notch signaling pathway. The coding region runs from base 140 to 10870 and encodes 3576 amino acids. Gene Ontology annotation, molecular function: calcium ion binding; Notch binding. The record is from RefSeq and is a predicted model, not a curated record. The transcript is spliced from 35 exons.